Pogonomyrmex barbatus (red harvester ant) is the source of this 1321-nucleotide messenger RNA. RefSeq names its product mitochondrial basic amino acids transporter. Gene Ontology annotation, biological process: mitochondrial L-ornithine transmembrane transport. Lineage: Eukaryota; Metazoa; Arthropoda; Insecta; Hymenoptera; Formicidae. The record is from RefSeq and is a predicted model, not a curated record. Gene Ontology annotation, cellular component: mitochondrion. Gene Ontology annotation, molecular function: high-affinity L-arginine transmembrane transporter activity.
AUUGCAAGUGGAAAAUUAUCGAUAAUACGGGAUAAAAAUGGCUUUAUCUCUUGAUUUCUUUGCUGGAUGUUUGGGAGGAUGUGCCGGCAUUAUAGUGGGAUAUCCUUUGGAUACAAUCAAGGUCCACAUGCAAACUCAAGACUACCGCAAUCCAAGAUAUCGGGGCAUUUGGGAUUGUUUUCGCACCAUACUCGCCAAUGAAUCGGUGAGUGGUCUUUACAAGGGCCUGACCUCGCCAAUCGCAGGAGUGGCCGUGAUAAACGCCAUCGUUUUCGGCACUUAUGGAUGUGCUCGGCGGAAUUUGUCUGAAGCUGAUCGAUUAUCAUCGUACUUCCUGGCCGGUGCAGCUGCCGGACUUGCUCAAAGUCCCAUCUCAAGUCCGAUAGAAUUAGCAAAAACACGCCUGCAAUUGCAGUCCACAACCACAACCACCCAAGGUAACUUUCAAGGACCGAUGCAGUGCUUGAGGAAUAUUUAUAAGCAGGAGGGUUGUCGUGGCGUCUUUAAGGGUUUAGGUAUUACAUUCCUCAGGGAAGGACCGAGUUACGGCGUAUACUUUGCGACCUAUGAGAUGUUGACCAAGACAUCUUCGGGGGGAGUUUCGAUGCCGCAGGUAUUGCUGGCUGGGGGACUUGCUGGUACAGCUUCUUGGGUGACCACGUAUCCCAUUGAUGUCAUUAAGUCGCGCAUACAAGCGGAAAGUGGCAAUCGCUACUCAGGAAUUGUGGAUUGCUUAAAAAAGUCUGUACGCGCUGAGGGAUACAGUUGCUUAUACCGCGGUCUGAAUUCGACGAUUCUUCGAGCAUUCCCGACAAACGCGGCGACUUUCGUUGUAGUCUUCUGGACGACCCAAUUGUUCAGCGAACAAUCGAGUGAGAUACCACGGGAGAUAAGUGUCACGUCAAAAACGUCGACGCAGACGAAAAAUCGUACCGCGAAAGGAUACGAAUCCUUCGUUAACAAUUGGAACGUGUUCUUUGACGAUAUCUCGAGGAACAAUGAUUUCGUUACUUCGCCAUACAUCCGAUCUAUGUUGCCGAUCAGUGGGCCAAUUCUGAACAAUAGCGCAUGCCUGGUUCACAACUGUAGACGCUCGGGUUGCAAAGAUGACGCACCCUCGAAGCAAAAGAUUACGUUCGAGGAUCGGGAAGAUAGAAAAAGAAAAUCGAAAAAUGAUGAAGAGGAAGAUGAACGUGUAGAUGAAAAGAAGACAGAUUGUGAUAACAUCAAGAUGACCAUAAGCACGUGCACCUGUAAUCUGCCACGCGUACUUGGUAGUUUCAAAUCUAGAAAAUACUUGAUAUUACCAGUUGACAAAGUU